Molecule: messenger RNA, 1427 nt
Organism: Glycine soja
Lineage: Eukaryota; Viridiplantae; Streptophyta; Magnoliopsida; Fabales; Fabaceae
Product: B3 domain-containing transcription factor VRN1-like
Exons: 4
Coding region: 417-1283 (288 amino acids)
Molecular function (GO): DNA binding
Source: RefSeq, a predicted model, not a curated record
CAUGAUUUUGGGGUGCGAAAUCCCCACGGAUUGUAUUUAGUUAGUGGCCACUGCACUUCCACAAAGCAAAAACCAAAAGACUCUACACAAGGGUCCAGAACUCCGAUCCAAUUGAAUACCGAUCCAAAACAAUUUUCACGAGAAAACUAGAUGAAUAUUCCCUCUAACAACUUCCUUAAUAGAUUUUCUAUUGUCUCAUACUUUAUGUAAACUCAUCCUUCAUCCUCUAUUUUGAUUCUUAUGAAUAAAAAAGAAUAUUAAACUCUCCCAAUCUUAUUAAUGAUCUUUGAAAAACUUCAAUUAGAUAUAGCUAGCCAGACUCUUCGGUCUUCCCCAGAAAAUUUAUGUUUCAUAAUGCAGUUUCCUAUAUAUAGCAUCGAAGCCUCAUUUCUGUAAUUCCUUUUGAGUGCUUUUGGAUGCUGGGAAUGACUUCAAAACUCAACCAUAGAGAUGAUGGCUCUAAUGGGGAUAGUGCAUCAAAGCCAAUCCACUUUUUGAGGAUCAUGCACCCUGACAAUCUUCUGCAAGGAAAGCUAAGGCUUCCAGCAGAGUUUGUAAACAAAUAUGGAAAACACUUAUCCAACACAAUGUUUCUUAAGCUUCCAAACGGUGCAGAAUGGAGAGUAAAUUUGGAGAAACGUGAUGGUAGAGUUUGGUUUCAAGAAGGUUGGAAAAAGUUUGUGGAGCAUCACUCCCUUGCACAUGGGCACCUAUUGGUUUUCAAAUAUGAUGGAACAUUCCAUUUUCAUGUACUCAUCUUUGAUCCUAGUGCCAAUGAAAUAGACUACCCUGUUAACAAAGCAAAUCACAAAAGGGUCAGAAUUAGUAGUGAAGAAAUUCAACCUCCCACGACGUGCAAAACAAGUGGAAAUAAGAGGAGUAAUUCCAAUUUGCAGGACAAUGCCUUUCAUCAGAAAGUCAGAGACCACAAAGGUAGGUACGAAAGUCCAAGUGAAGGGAAAAGAAACAUGGAAGCUGCUGGGAGUAUUUCCUUCACAGUGAGAAUGAAAUCAAGCUCUAAGCAGCACAUGUAUCUUCCAAAGGACUCACUGAAGGGAUACAUCAAAGGUGGUGAACAAUAUGUCAAGCUUCUGGUUGGGGAGAGAUCAUGGAGGGUUAAAUUGGUCCAUUACAAAAAUCGAUCUUCAUGUUUCUUUAGUGCAAAUUGGCCAGCUUUUGCAAGGGAAAACGAUUUAAAAGAAGGAGAUGCUUGCUGGUUCCAACUCCUAAACAGUAGUGAUGACAUAGUGAUGAAUGUUACCAUUUCUAGAGAGGGACACUAACCUUAUGCAGUUCAAUUUUUUUUUUUCGUUUAACUUUAAUUUUCUUUUGUUGCUAUGAAAGCCUUAAGCUACAUUGUUUUGGAAAGGGUAAUUGUUUUAUAUAUAUAUAUAUAUAUCUAAAUGACAAGGCUGUUUUUUUCUUCA